Guyanagaster necrorhizus is the source of this 1896-nucleotide messenger RNA. Its product is annotated as kinesin-domain-containing protein. Gene Ontology annotation, molecular function: microtubule motor activity; ATP binding; microtubule binding. The transcript is spliced from 6 exons. The coding region runs from base 37 to 1710 and encodes 557 amino acids. Lineage: Eukaryota; Fungi; Basidiomycota; Agaricomycetes; Agaricales; Physalacriaceae. The record is from RefSeq and is a predicted model, not a curated record. Gene Ontology annotation, biological process: microtubule-based movement.
CGUUCAUCGGACCUUGUCACCAACCAUUGCUACUCCAUGGCCUCCCGUCUACCCCGAUACCGAAGCAGCUCUCCCGAAAGAACUCUCAUGGCGCCUGCUCUCAAGCGAAAAGCCCAGGAUCAGAAUGAUCCCCCAGUCAGAAAAAUACUCAAACCCCUCUCAAAAUCAGGCGUCCUCAGCGCCCCCAAACCUCUCACAAAACCUCGUCCACCUGCUCUAACGACGGGAACGCGUGCCACCCAGAUCUCCGACUUGACAAAACAACUGGGUGAGGCAAAGUCACAGGCUCGGGACCACCUCCAUGCCCUCAACCUCGCCAACGAUGAAAUCGCCACGCUCAAACGGACUCAUUCAAUGCAGGUGUCGGAGCUCGAAUAUGACAUACGGAAGGGACAACUCCAAGUCGAGGAACUGGACCAGGAUUUGCAAUUGGCCAGGACAGAGGUGCAAAAGCUGCGGGAGAGCGUGAGCCAACUCACAUCGACAGGACAGGAUAUGCAGAAACAGUUGAACAAUAAAGCAGAGGUUAUCGCAGCUCUCAGGACAGAUGUGGAAGCUCUGAAAUCCGAGGCCAUCGAUGCCGAGUCAGUACGUCGACAGCUGCACAACACCAUCCAAGAAUUGAAAGGAAACAUCCGAGUCUUCUGUCGAGUACGUCCCGAUCCAUCCCCAGAGUUGGCGAAUGUCAGCUACAGCAAAGAGAAAAGAGAUAUCACCGUCACGUCGACGAGUGAGAGCGCCACUGGCCAGCAGCGCAAGGACGUGCAUAGCUUUACCUUCGACAGGGUGUUCGAACCGAACGCAACCCAGGCAGAGGUUUUUGAAGAGGUUUCGCAGUUGGCACAGAGCUGCACAGAUGGAUACAAUGUCUGUAUAUUUGCUUAUGGUCAGACAGGUUCUGGCAAGUCCUUCACAAUGGAAGGCGGACAGACUGAGGAAAUGGCUGGUAUGAUUCCAAGGGCUGUUGAUCAGGUUUUCCGCGUCACCAAUGAUCUCAAGUCUCGCGGUUGGGAAUAUACAUUGGAAGGGCAAUUCCUUGAAAUUUAUAAUGAAACUAUCAACGACCUACUAGCAUCAUCGGCUUCUGUCAAUGCCAUCUCUUUGUCCUCUUCCUCUACCCAAUAUAACAUUAAACACGAUCCUCAAACCCGUACAACUACUGUGACGAAUUUGACCAGCAUGCCUCUCACCUCUCCUACUCGUGUCCGUACUCUACUUCUUCAAGCCCAGUCCCGGAGGAGUGUCGCAAGCACGCUCAUGAACGAGUAUUCUUCCCGCUCCCAUUCCGUGUUCCGCGUAAAGAUUGAAGGUGCCAAUGAAACCAGUGGAGAGCGAUGCGUAGGGUGGCUGAACCUGGUCGACCUGGCAGGUAGUGAGCGAUUAAAUGUGAGCUUUGCGGGCAGCGUGGGACCUGGGGCAGAGCGGUUGAAGGAGACGCAGAAUAUCAACAAGAGUUUAAGUUCUCUGGGUGAUGUUAUUUCCGCUCUGGGUGAGAAGGGCGCAAAUGGGGAGAAACAUGUGCCAUACAGAAAUUCAAAGUUGACGUACCUUUUGCAAUAUUCUUUGAGUGGAAGCUCCAAGACCUUGAUGAUCCUCAAUCUCUCGCCUCUGGCAGCCCAUCUCAAUGAGUCACUUAAUUCUCUACGAUUCGCUACCAAGGUUAACAACACUACUAUUGGCACUGCGAAAAGCUCGAAACAGGGUCGGUGAGAAUAAGCGGAGCUUGGCAUGUCGUUGUGUCGGUAUUUAUUUUGACGGACUGUUAGGAGCGACCUGACUAUUCUACCUCCUGUAUAAGUUAUGUGCCAAUCAACCAGUCUGUACGCUAUUUCUGGGGCCCGUAGAUAGCGAGGUCAUAGCCAUAGACUCGAGGAAGAACAAACCAUGCUGGUGGUG